Molecule: messenger RNA, 798 nt
Organism: Chanos chanos (milkfish)
Lineage: Eukaryota; Metazoa; Chordata; Actinopteri; Gonorynchiformes; Chanidae
Product: trypsin
Exons: 5
Coding region: 1-798 (265 amino acids)
Biological process (GO): proteolysis
Molecular function (GO): serine-type endopeptidase activity
Source: RefSeq, a predicted model, not a curated record
AUGAAUCUACCUGCACUUUUACAGUGUAUACUCCUGGAGCUCCUAACUGUUAACUGUCAGCAGCUGUUGAUGCAGGGACGCAUUGUGGGAGGGUACGCACCAGCUCCACAUUCCAUCAAAUACAUCGUGUCCAUCCAGAGCACAACAGGCCAGCAUUUCUGUGGGGGAACCCUCAUCAAUAAAUACUGGGUCCUGACAGCAGCUCACUGUAAUAUAGGGGCUGAGCGUACGAUGAUAGUGGCAGGGGAUUAUUCUCUCAGUAUGUAUGAAGGUACUGAGCAAUUUCUCAGGCCCCAUCUCCUCAUACCCCACCCAAAGUACAACAGCACCACAAACAACGCAGAUAUCAUGCUCAUUAAGCUGAAAGCCCCAGCGUUCUUGAACAGCUACGUGUCCAUCGCUCCACUGCCACGUCAGGGCUCGUCUGUGGCAGAGGGCCGUGUGUGCAGGGUGUCCGGCUGGGGUUACACGAGCUCCAGCGGGGGCCAGAUCCCCUCCACGCUCCACACUGUCAAACUUCCCAUAGUCUCCACAUCCAAAUGCAACAGCACUGACUCUUUCAAUGGAAAUAUCACUGCCAACAUGAUUUGUGCAGGGUACAGCACUGGAGGAAAGGAUGCCUGCAGGGGAGAUUCUGGAGGACCAUUGGUGUGUGAGGGGCGUGUUUAUGGUGUGGUGUCAUGGGGUAACGGCUGUGCGGAUGCGAAAUAUCCUGGAGUUUACACGUCUGUGUCAAAGUUUCGCAAGUGGAUAGACAACACCAUAUACAGCUUCUACGGCAGAUGCCUUACAAAUUAG